UUCUUCACUACGGAGUUGAGCCGGGCACGCGCAGGCAGAGGGGGAGCUCGCUCGUCGUCCAGUUGGCAAACUGACGAAGAAGUUGUCUUCGGAAACUUGAAGGGUCAAAACAGAACCACCAUGACUUCGACUAACAUGUUUCAAGGGUUGGAUACUGGUUCGAAACCGAGUUCAAGGGUGUUGCAGCCUCCUGGAGGUGGCUCCAGUAAUCUGUUUGGUGGCUAUGAAGAGGACUCUGCAGCAUCAAAAAGACCUAAUAAGAUGGCCUCCAAAGUUUUUGCUCCACCAGAGGAACCCCAGAGUGUACUGAGACGCUCCAAUCCUCCAGGUGGAAAGAGUAGUGGAAUAUUUGGUGAACCUGAGCCUGCUGCUCAACCACAGAGACCCAUACCACCAGGUGGACCAACCAGCAACAUAUUUGGGCCUGCAGGCACUGCACCUGCCCAAAGUCCAAGCCGAAGCCACCCAAAUAAGCCAAAGGACAACCUAAGUGUGGGACCUGAACCUGAAUCACCAGUUCCUCAAGCUCCUGAAGCCAAAGCCAGCCAGCCUGAGGCGAAAGAAGAAACUGCACCCCCAGCCGAUCCACCAGCCAAGGAAGAGCCACCCGCUGCCGCUGCUGCUGUCUCGGCACCCUCGGAGCCUGAACCCACACCUUCCUCAUUUCCCGAUGACACUUCGCUGAAGAACCACGAGCCUCACCUGGGACCCAAGCCUCGCUCCCACAACAGGGUCCUCAACCCUCCUGGAGGAAAAUCUAGUGUGGUGUUCUACUGAUCAGCUGAGCGUGCCACCUCUCCCAGUUUGUGUCCAUAAACCUCUUUGUGUGCUCCCCUGUUAAUCUUCUCUCAUUCCUACACUGCUCUUUUGAUGGUCAUGUGAUCUGUACACCUAAAUGCAGCCCAGUUAUUGUUGUUGUUCACACCUGACGCCUGGGCUCAUAAGUUGUCCUCAACAUCUUGCACUUUCAUCCCCCGUUUCUGACUUCCUGCCAUCUGUCUUCUCCUUGAUAUUCUUCUAUAAUGAAACCUGCAAUCAUUACAAUCACCAAUGAGUCAGCUGAAUGGCUAGCUGUCACAUUAUCACUUUAACUGUAACACAGUUCGGUCUCAACUUUGCAGUUACUGUUUUCAUCGUUUGUGUUACAAGCAUUUGUAAGUGUAAUUUGUUUGGAGGCACAAUCAUCUAAUUUUUGUGUGUGUGAAAACAUUUCUGCAUCUCAAGAACGGUUUAGAGUUUGGCAUACUUGCACAAUUUUCAGAUUUAAGCUGACUUGCAAUUUGGUUUGGCUAAAAACUUCACAGGGUGAACACAGCUUCUCAUCAGUUAAAUUUAUGAAGUUCCAGAUCUUUAUUGGAUGACCACAUAAUCUCAGAAUUUAAGAAACAAUCCAUGUGACUGAGGCCUGAUAUCAGUUUGGCAUCCUUUCAUCUCUCUAGCCUUUUUGUUAAUUAUGCCUUACUAAAAACGUGUACAACAGAGAGCACAAUCUGUGAUUAGGAAUUGAAACAGCUGUUUACUCCCCAGAUGUUUCUGUGUCCUCAAAGAAAUUCCAUUUUGAUUUAUGUGAAUGUAUUGUGCAGGUACUUUCUCUGCUUUGCCCUCAUUGCUUGCUUUAUCUGAGGACAUAAUCUGCCUUCUUUUAGCUUGGGGUAGGCCUCAGUUUAUGUUUUAAAUUAAAACGGCUUGAAGACAAAGUGAACUCUGGACAAGCGUGCGGCCUACCUGAAGUCCAGGUGGGCUCGAUGAUAAUCACAUUUUCACACUCAUCUCGGGGCAGAUCUGUGGUGUUCUGGUGCCAGCCUGUCCCUCUGUGUCGAUGUGCCUGGCAGGCAGCGAGCGCAGCAGAAGAAAGAAAUCCUGUGUAUUGCAAUAAAAUGGUUGUUUUGCAGUAGGA
This is a messenger RNA of Oreochromis aureus, 1897 nucleotides long. RefSeq names its product Jupiter microtubule associated homolog 2 (gene jpt2). The record is from RefSeq and is a predicted model, not a curated record. The coding region runs from base 121 to 777 and encodes 218 amino acids. Lineage: Eukaryota; Metazoa; Chordata; Actinopteri; Cichliformes; Cichlidae. Gene Ontology annotation, cellular component: nucleus. The transcript is spliced from 5 exons.